Limanda limanda (common dab) is the source of this 1749-nucleotide messenger RNA. It is a transcript of the gene nasp, whose product is annotated as nuclear autoantigenic sperm protein (histone-binding). The record is from RefSeq and is a predicted model, not a curated record. The transcript is spliced from 13 exons. Gene Ontology annotation, biological process: DNA replication-dependent chromatin assembly; CENP-A containing chromatin assembly. Gene Ontology annotation, molecular function: histone binding. Bases 98 to 1567 code for a protein of 489 amino acids. Lineage: Eukaryota; Metazoa; Chordata; Actinopteri; Pleuronectiformes; Pleuronectidae. Gene Ontology annotation, cellular component: nucleoplasm.
UUUAAGCGCGGGUAACAAAGAGCCUCACUUAGCAUCCGAGCCUCCUCCUCAGCUCCUGUUCUUCUCGCACCUCCGUCUCUACCGUCGACCCGAGAAGAUGCCGGAGGAAACCACCGCCAAGUCCAGCUCUGCGAGCGCGGACGAGAAGCCAUGUUCUUCAUCAUCUUCAUCCGCUGCAGCUGCUGACAGCUCUGUGGACGUCAUGGACGAGGCCAAGAAGCUGAUCGGCACCGGGAACAGACAUCUGGUGAUGGGAGAUGUGGUUUCUGCGGUCAGUGUUUUCCAGGACGCCUGCGGCAUGCUAGCUGCGAAGUACGGAGACACUGCAGAUGAGUGUGGCGAGGCCUUCUUCCUCUGUGGGAAGUCCCUGCUGGAGCUCGCCAGGAUGGAGAACAGUGUCCUUGGCAACGCCCUGGAGGGAGUCCCAGAGGAGUCUGAGGAAGAGGAGCAGCCCAGCAACUCAAACGUUGAGAGCGCCACCAAUCUUGAUGAUGAUGAUGACGAGGAUGAUGACGACGAUGAUGAGGGAGAGACAAAUGGACAAGAUAAAGAAGAGGAAGAAGUUGGUAAUUUGCAGUUGGCCUGGGAGAUGCUGGAAGUGGCCAAAUUCAUCUAUAAAAGGAAGGAGAGCAAAGAUGAACAGCUGAUGGCAGCUCAGACGUACCUGAAACUCGGAGAAGUCAGCGCUGAAUCAGGCAACUACCCUCAGGCACUAGAAGACUUCGGGGAGUGUCUCACCCUGCAGCUGAAGCACUUGCCCUCCCACAGCCGCCUGCUGGCUGAGACCCACUACCACGUCGCCACCACACUGUGCUACAUGGACCAGUACAGCCAGGCCAUCCAGCACUACAACAGCUCCAUUAAAGUCAUCGAAGCUCGUCUGGCCAUGUUGCAGACGGCGAUCGACAAAGCGACGGGAGCAGAUGUAGCAGCGGAAGAGAAGACCGAGAUGGAGGAGCUGAAGCAGCUUCUGCCUGACAUCAAGGAGAAGGUGGAGGACGCCAAGGAGAGCCAGAGAACAGUGAGCACUGCCUCCCAGGCCAUCCAGCAGACACUAGGCGGUGCCUCUACCUCAACCUCUUCAGCAUUCUGUGAAAACGGCGGCCCUUCAUCCUCCACAGCAUUUCCCAUAGCCAGCAAGAUUCCAGUGAAAUCAGCUGACGGCGCCUCAUCCUCUAAAGUCUCAAACAUCUCCCACCUCGUCAGGAAGAAGAGGAAACCAGAGGAGGAGAGCCCAGUAAAGGACACUGACGCUAAGCAAGCGAAACAGGAAGCCACAGUUAAUGGCAGCGCCGACUCUAGUGCCAGCAACGGCAAAGGAGUCAAGGAGGGAAAAUCACAGGAGGCGAGUGAAGGGCUUGUGUCUUUACGUUCUGAUGUAUGUGUCCAACAGAAGACUUUGGAUUAUCGAGGAGACAAGAAACAUGCAGGAGUUACGAGCUGCUUUAGGUCUCUGGUGGAGCUUCUAUCACAGAAGCUUGAGUCUGUGAAAGAUGAUCAGUUGUUCUUCUUGGAGGAAAGUUUCCUCUCAGCACGUUUGGAGGAAUCCUGUCUUUUGGUGCUUUAACUCAGAGCACCUCUUACCACAUGUGUAGCAUCAGCUGCAACCGUCUCUAGACAAAUUCUCUUUGCAUUGAGUCACUUCUCUGCAUCCCUUCUGCUAAGGGGAACCAGCAAACAUCCCAUAAAGAUUAGACCGGAUUUUGUUUUGGUUCCUGCUGUUGUACUAAAUGUUGUCUCUCUCUCUUC